UCUUGUAUUGUCCAAUAGGCCCAAGUUCUCUGAGAGGCCCAAUAUAGGAACUAUGUCUUCCUCGGGGCCUACUUUCUGUUCUGACUCAGAGACAAGCUUAGAGGUGGCAACAUCCUGGUGUUGAGGUUUAGUUAUUGUUGCCUCGAGGAAGCAAAAUCUGGGGUUUUAAUUGAUUGAGAAACAGAAGAAAAUGGCGUUGACGAAUUUCAUAUUGACUGUGGCGGGUGUGAGUGCGGUAGUUCUUUUACUACGGAGCGAUGUGAAGCAAUCAGCUGCAAUAUUCAGGCGCAAUGUUAAACAUAUUCGCAAUUGGCUUGAAGAAGAAUCUUCCGCUGCCUCCAAGGCUGGGGAGAAUAUAAAGCCCAAGGAGUUGGAGUCAAAACUUCCAGAGAAAGAUAUGCCAAAGGAGAAGCACUAACUUUCUGCAAUGGGCUGGUUGUUUGAUGAGAGUUUGUAGUAUUUUUCCUUCAACUUUUGUGACUUUUUGAUGAUUUAUUGAGAAUAAGUCUUAAUAGCAGUUGCAACAAACUUACUAUAUUUUAUUUUAAUUAUGGUUUGUUAAUAUACCAGUAUGUAACUCUGCCCCUCUACUGAUUUUAGGUUUCAUCAUUACUUUGGAGUAUCGCCUUGUAAGCCCUGUGAGGUGGUUUAAAACCUCCUGUUUGUCAUCAAUUUUAAUAUUUUCUCUACAGGAUGUAUUGAAUAUCAAUUACCGAAAACAGUUUCACAUGGGUCUUGAAGCAUUUUGGAGAAGAUUUGGCAUUAGUUUGAUGUA
This is a messenger RNA of Mangifera indica (mango), 775 nucleotides long. RefSeq lists its product as uncharacterized. Bases 191 to 418 code for a protein of 75 amino acids. NCBI's taxonomy places the organism in Eukaryota, Viridiplantae, Streptophyta, Magnoliopsida, Sapindales, Anacardiaceae. The transcript is spliced from 2 exons. The record is from RefSeq and is a predicted model, not a curated record.